CGUCUGCAUACCAUCCACCAUGGACGCUCUCAUCGCCUCCGCAGGCCCAAUGCGGCCACCAAAGCGCAAGCGCCCAACACACGGCAGCAAGGCGCAGUCGGCGCACAAGACGGUCAACCGCGGGCCGGACAAGGAGGCCGUCGACCCCUCUACGGCCUCGAUCCUCGCCACCACCCGCACGCCGAGCAGCUUCCAUGCGCGCAACCUCGCCUCGGGCAAGGGCGCCGAGCCGCUGCGUCCGGACGCAAGCAUCUCGAGGAUAGCGGACAAGAAGCUGCGUGCCAAGGUCGCGCGGCAGGACGUGGCGACGAAGCGGGCCAAAGCCGAGCGUGCGGACGUUAAUGAGUGGCUGAACGCGCCCGUGUCCGGCGGGCAGGGCGGGAUCGAGGUCGACGAAGAGGCGGAGGAGCGUACGUGGCGUGUAGGGCAGGACGAGAUCGUGCAGGCUGUCGGAGUGUCGAGCGCCAGGAAGCGCUUUGACCUCAAGCUCGAGAACAUGGGCCCGUACAAGGUCGACUAUACGCGUAAUGGGCGGUACUUGGCUAUCGCGUCGGCGAAGGGGCACGUCGCGACGUUUGACUGGCAAGCGGGGCGUCUGUUGAGCGAGACGCAGUUGCGUGAGGCGGUGCGCGACGUCAAGUUCCUGCAGAACGAGAGUUUCUUCGCCGUCGCGCAGAAGAAGUAUGUUUACAUCUACGAUGGGAAUGGCGUCGAGCUCCACAAGCUCAAGCAGCACAUCGAUCCCACCCACAUGGAGUACCUCCCGUACCACUACCUGCUGUCUACGGUCGGCCACGCCGGCCACCUAAAGUACCACGACGUGUCGACGGGACAGAUGGUGACGCAGCUCGCGACGCGCCUCGGCUCGCCGUCGGCGAUGGCGCAGAACCCGCAUUCGGCGAUCAUCCACCUCGGCCAUGCGAACGGGACGAUGACGCUGUGGUCGCCCAACAUGACGACGCCGCACGUCAAGCUGCUCGCGCACCGCGGCCCGCUGGCGGGCAUCGCGAUCGAUCCGAGCGCAGACUCGGCGGGCCGCUACUGCGCGACCGCGGGGCUCGACGGCACCGUCAAGAUCUGGGACGGGCGCAUGUGGGGCAAGGAGGUGCGGUCGUGGACCGUGCGCAACAACCCCGCGACACUCGCGUACUCGGGCCGCGGCAUUCUCGCCGUCGGCGGGCGCACGGGCGUGACGACAUACCGUGACCCGCACAAGAACGUGGACAAGCCCGCGCCGAACGUGUACCUGACCCUCCCCACGCCCGGGUUGAGUGUGCACCACGCACAGUUCUGCCCGUUCGACGACGUGCUCGCUGUCGGACACGGGCGCGGCGUGUCGUCGCUCCUCGUCCCCGGGUCCGGCGAGGCGAACUUUGACUCGAACGAGGCGGACGUGUUCGAGAGCCACACGCGCCGGCGCGAGCGCGAGGUGCGCUCCGUGCUUGACAAGAUCCCGUCGAGCCUCAUCACGCUCGAAACCGACUUCUUGGGCCACAUCGCGCCGGCCAAGGGCGGCGAGACGCACGACGAGCGCGAGGCCCGCUCCUUCCGCCAGCUGUCCCGCCUCGAGCGCCUCAAGGUCACGGGCAAGGCGGAGGAUGCGGACGAGGCGGACGCGCAGGGCUUGAGCGGCAGCGAGGAGGAGGAGGGCCCGCAGAAGGCCGAGCGCACGAAGAAGAAGAUGCGCGGCAAGGGCAAGGCGAUGAAGCGCUUCCUGUCCAAGAAGAAGAAGAAUGUCGUGGAUCCCACUCUUAUUGCUGUGCGCGAAAAGGUGGAGGCGCAGCAGCGCGCCGAGGAGAAGGAGCGCAGGAUUGCGCGCGGAGAAAUCGUCAAGGAGACGGGGGCAUUGGCGCGGUUCGGAUAGAGCAUUGUGUAUAUUUACUGCAUCGCAUGG
This is a messenger RNA of Cutaneotrichosporon oleaginosum, 1894 nucleotides long. RefSeq lists its product as uncharacterized. Gene Ontology annotation, molecular function: protein binding. The record is from RefSeq and is a predicted model, not a curated record. Gene Ontology annotation, biological process: maturation of SSU-rRNA from tricistronic rRNA transcript (SSU-rRNA, 5.8S rRNA, LSU-rRNA). Gene Ontology annotation, cellular component: small-subunit processome; nucleolus; 90S preribosome. NCBI's taxonomy places the organism in Eukaryota, Fungi, Basidiomycota, Tremellomycetes, Trichosporonales, Trichosporonaceae.